Mollisia scopiformis is the source of this 1053-nucleotide messenger RNA. RefSeq lists its product as uncharacterized. The record is from RefSeq and is a predicted model, not a curated record. The coding region runs from base 104 to 871 and encodes 255 amino acids. Lineage: Eukaryota; Fungi; Ascomycota; Leotiomycetes; Helotiales; Mollisiaceae. The transcript is spliced from 2 exons.
AGCCUUCUUCGAUGUCUGCUUUGCGGAAACUGAAUACAACUACGAACCAUCGAAGCCGAAGUCCAAGUAUCAUAAGCUGCUAUCUCAACGACGAUUAAGAGCUAUGAUGCCCAAAUGGUUCCGGUGGCCGCAAACAACACUUUUAUCAAGAAGUGGUUUCGUUCUUUCUGUUUUCGAGAUUCUUGAAGAUAUCAAAGAGUCAAGCCUACAGAAUAAUAUUACCAUCAAAUUAGCGGUAGUUUCUGUGCUAGGUUGGAUACGUAACGAGUGGGGAGAUCUCAUCGACGAAGCAUGUCUACUUGCAGAUAUAGAACUCUACGAACAACCCCAUGUAAAGGCUGAGAUAGCCGCCAAAACGGCACCUAAAGGAGGUUCGGUACUUAUUCUCGACCAUGGAUCAUAUCAUCUAGAUAUUGUUUAUGCUGCCUGGGACAUUCAAGAAAAAGCUUAUAAGCCGAAGCAAUCCGUGGGAAUGACUGAUAUGGGAACAAGUAGGAUGAUCAAGGAUCUGACUUUCCGUGUCUUAUUUGCAUACAAUGCAAAUGCAAAUGUGACAGAAGAUGACCGGCGUUGGCCAAUAGCUGCUGGACUCGAUGAUAUUGCCCAGGAGGUUGCUUUGGCCCGAAACGAGAUCAAAUAUGGGAUAGGACGAGCAGAGUCUCAGGCCAUAAUCGGUCAAGACACAAGCAUCAAUAUUACGGAGCCAUCUGGACGACUACGAAUUGUGAAUGUUACGAGUCAAGACAUCGUACAUGUUCAGGAGCAGUACAUGGCGGCAAUAAGUAAGAGUAUCCGCACUGCCUUGAUUCAAAACGAUCUGAUGGCCGAGUACUUCCGGCCUUCACAGAGCUCCAGAAGACGGACAAUGUAAAGCAGAACUCUUUGAAGGAAUAUCUGGAAAGCUGGGGAACUGGGUACGAUCUACUAGCCAUGAAAUCUGACCCUCCACCCAACACGUCUUGGUACAAACCUGUCGACUCUCUCAUUCUCCUUGACAAAGGAUACGAUGCCGACACUAUACGACUUGGAGCGGAGCGGGCUGCAGGUCCACAU